CCUUUCAUUGGCCGAUACAAGUGGUUUUCGAUCCCCAACAGCGGCAAAGAGUAUUACCAACUAACGAUGACAGGCAAACUUCUACUGGCCACGAUCCUGUGCCUGAUGGGCGGCCAAGCCUUGGGCGAUGCGAUUGUGGAAGGAAACUACAACGUGACGGCCGUCUGCACGGCGGUGAAGGUCGGAACGCAGCUGGGCAGCAUCGAGUCCUGCCAGACGUACUACGUCUGCCAGUCCACCGGGCCCGUGCAGUCCUCGUGCCAAUCAGGCUUCUCGUACGACUACAAGAGAGGCUCCUGCUAUCCAAGCAGCGAGGUGGAUUGCUAUUGGGGCGUUGAGAAUCCCUGUGGUGGCAAGAAUAACACCUGGGUGCCAAACACUGCCGUCUGUGGUGGAUGGUUCUACUGCCUUGAGGGCAAGUCGGCGGGCUCCGGAAACUGCCCGGUGAACCAGAAGUUCGAUACCACCACAAUGGGCUGCGUUUAUGGAUCCUGCUCCAACACCCAAUCUACUGAUGGAGUCGUGCUAGGUUCACUCUGCGAUGUCGUGCCACCUGGCCAAUAUUUCGGCGAUACUGAGAGCUGCUCCAUCUGGCACUACUGCGAGUCCACCUCCACCGGACUCGUUUUGCAGUCGGGUACAUGCUCUACAAACGGACAAACUGCAUACAGCGUGCUCUCCAAUCAAUGUACCUACGAAAGUGCCUCCGUCUGCAGCCGUGUGACCAACGUUCCGCUGAGCGAUGCCGCAGUUUCCUGCUCCUCGAACGGUGCCAAGUCAGCCGAUUCCAAGGUGUGUGGCACCUAUUAUGUGUGCACGAACGGCAAAAAUGUGGCCACCGACUGCCCCUCUGGCUACUAUUACGACGUCGAAUCAGAGAACUGUGUGACCCGCCAGAGCGCCACUCCGGUGGAGGGAUGCAAUCGAUGCCAGUAUGCUACGACGAUGUUCGUGAACGCCGUCGAUUCGGAUAACUGCUCCACCUACUACUAUUGCAACAGCCAGGGCCAGGCCACUUUGAACACCUGCCCGGCCGAUACAUUCUUCGAUGAGUCAAGCCAGGGAUGCAAGCCCGACGAUGACCUGUCCACAUAUGUGCCUUUGAACGGAGCCUGCAAAGGAGCCACCGUCGACGGUGGUGAUAACGAAAAUACUACGGAAGGAACCGAAUAAGUCCAGUCGUCGUGAAGGACUUUCGGGAUGGAACUCAACGGAACAGGACUAACUGAAAACGCGAUCCUAUGUAUUUACCACUUAGUAUUCAGUAUCUAAUAAAGGCAAUAAAGCUUUGUUCGCAAGCAA
Molecule: messenger RNA, 1302 nt
Organism: Drosophila mauritiana
Lineage: Eukaryota; Metazoa; Arthropoda; Insecta; Diptera; Drosophilidae
Product: peritrophin-48
Exons: 3
Coding region: 67-1173 (368 amino acids)
Cellular component (GO): extracellular region
Molecular function (GO): chitin binding
Source: RefSeq, a predicted model, not a curated record